AUGUUGCAUAUAAUAAGAAAACGUUGCUCUUCAAAUAGACCAUUGUUGAGGAUUGCUAGAUUACAGACCAGGGGUCAACAUAGUGGACCAUCAGUGGGGCCCACUCAAAAGGCUACAUUCGACAAAUCCAUGAUAAGGCCCUUCAUAUGGGUCGUAGUGUUUGGGUCGUUGGUGACUCAUGUGAUUGAUAGGAGACAGGCCUACUCCGAUAUGAAGAAACGGUAUUCUUUAAAGAUCACAAUUUUGAAAGAUCUUUUAGAAAAAGCACAAAAUGGCAACACAAGUGUUACAGAGGAACAAGUCGAACAUGAAUUACGAUUGGUGAAUAAGAUGUUUGUGAGAGAUAAGAGUCUUGGAGCAAAAGAAGUAGAAAAUGUCCUUUCCCAGAUGCAAAUUGCUAUACCUAAACGCGAGGAGUAUAAUUACGAUGAAGAAGAAUCUCUAGAGGAUAUAUGGAAAGGAAUCUUAGAAGAUAUAAAUGAUGAUAAAUCACCCAAGAAGCUGAAGAAGAAAGCUGUUCAACCGGUUCCUAUUACUACAACUACAAAGGUGUUAGAUGAUAUCAUAGUAGACAAGGAAACAUUGAAAGAACUUAGAGAGAAAGAAAGAGGAGAUCUCAAAAAUUUCACUCAGAGUACAGAACAACAUUUAAUAGUGGAAAACCCAGGUGAACUAAGUGGUUCCGCCAAAUUUUUAUAA
Maudiozyma saulgeensis is the source of this 699-nucleotide messenger RNA. NCBI's taxonomy places the organism in Eukaryota, Fungi, Ascomycota, Saccharomycetes, Saccharomycetales, Saccharomycetaceae. The record is from the annotation of a GenBank genome assembly.